AUGCGGCGGCGUCUCCUGCUCCUGGCCGGCCUGCUGCUCCCCUUGGCGCUGGCGCCGCGACCUCCGGGCCCGCCGGCCGGCUCCCCGCCGCGCCUCGAAAAGCUUGAUUCUUUGCUCUCAGACUACGAUAUCCUCUCUUUAUCCAAUAUUCGGCAGCACUCAGUAAGAAGGCGGGAUCUCCGUGCAUCAACGCAUUUAGAAACACUGCUAACAUUUUCAGCCUUGAACAGGCAUUUUAAAUUAUACCUGACAUCAAGUACUGAACGCUUUUCCCAGAAUUUCAAAGUCGUCGUGGUGGACGGUAAAGAUGAAAGCGAGUAUGCUGUCAAAUGGCAGGACUUCUUCAGGGGACACGUGGUUGGUGAACCUGACUCGAGGGUUCUAGCCCACAUAGGAGAUGAUGAUAUUACAAUAAGAAUCAACACAGAUGGGGCAGAAUAUAAUGUGGAGCCACUCUGGAGACUAAUUAAUGAUACUGAAGACAAAAGAGUGUUAGUUUAUAAAUCUGAAGAUAUCAAGAAUGUUUCACGUUUGCAGUCUCCAAAAGUGUGUGGUUAUAUAAAUGCAGAUAAUGAAGAGUUGCUUCCGAAAGGACUCGAGGCCAGAGAGCCACCUGAUGAGCUUGUUCAUCGGGUGAAGAGAAGAGCCGAGCCUAACCCCUUGAAGAACACCUGCAAGUUACUGGUGGUGGCGGAUCAUCGCUUCUACAGAUACAUGGGCCGCGGAGAGGAGAGCACCACUACGAACUACCUAAUAGAGUUAAUUGACAGAGUCGAUGACAUUUAUCGGAAUACUUCAUGGGACAACGCGGGCUUUAAAGGUUAUGGAAUACAGAUCGAGCAGAUUCGCAUUCUCAAGUCUCCACAAGUGGUCAGACCCGGUGAAAAGCACUACAACAUGGCAAAAAGUUAUCCACAUGAAGAAAAGGAUGCCUGGGAUGUGAAGACGCUGCUGGAGCAAUUUAGCUUUGACAUAGCUGAAGAAGCAUCCAAAGUCUGCCUGGCACAUCUUUUCACAUACCAAGAUUUUGAUAUGGGAACUCUUGGCCUAGCUUAUGUUGGCUCUCCCAGGGCGAACAGUCAUGGCGGUGUUUGUCCAAAGGCUUACUAUAGCCCCGUUGGGAAGAAAAAUAUCUACUUGAACAGUGGUUUGACCAGCACAAAAAAUUACGGUAAAACCAUCCUUACAAAGGAAGCCGACCUGGUCACAACUCAUGAAUUGGGACACAAUUUUGGCGCAGAACAUGAUCCGGAUGGUCUAGCAGAAUGUGCCCCAAAUGAGGACCAAGGAGGAAAAUACGUGAUGUAUCCCAUAGCCGUGAGCGGUGACCACGAGAACAAUAAGAUGUUUUCAAACUGCAGCAAGCAGUCCAUCUACAAGACCAUCGAGAGCAAGGCCCACGAGUGCUUCGAGGAGCGCAGCAACAGAGUGUGCGGCAACUCGCGCGUGGACGACGGGGAGCAGUGUGACCCCGGCAUCAUGUACCUGAGCAACGACAGCUGCUGCAACAGCGACUGCACGCUGAAGCCAGGGGUGCAGUGCAGUGACCGGAACAGCCCUUGCUGUAAGAACUGCCGGUUCGAGACCGCCCAGAAGAAGUGCCAGGAGGCGAUCAACGCCACCUGCAAAGGCGUGUCUUACUGCACAGGCAACAGCAGCGAGUGCCCCCCGCCCGGGGACGCGGCGGACGACACGGUGUGCCUGGACCUGGGCCGCUGCAAGGACGGGAAGUGCGUGCCCUUCUGCGAGCGGGAGCAGCGGCUGGAGUCCUGCGCCUGCAACGAAACCGACCACUCGUGCAAGGUGUGCUGCAGGGACCCCUCCGGCCGCUGCGUGCCCUACGUCGACGCUGAACAGAAGAACUUAUUUUUGAGGAAAGGAAAGCCCUGUACGGUGGGAUUCUGUGACAUGAACGGCAAGUGUGAGAAGCGAGUACAGGAUGUGAUCGAGCGGUUUUGGGACUUCAUCGACCAGCUGAGCAUCAAUACCUUCAGGAAGUUCUUGGCAGACAACAUCGUGGGCUCUGUGUUAGUUUUCUCCUUGAUAUUUUGGAUUCCUUUCAGCAUUCUUGUCCAUUGUGUGGACAAGAAAUUGGACAAGCAGUAUGAGUCCCUGUCUCUCUUCCACCCCAGCAACGUUGAAAUGCUCAGCAGCAUGGAUUCCGCUUCAGUUCGCAUCAUCAAGCCCUUUCCUGCGCCCCAGACACCAGGCCGCCUGCAGCCCCUGCAGCCCCCCGCUGUGGUGCCCCUAGCGCCGGCAGCUCCCAAACUGGACCACCAGCGCAUGGAUACUAUCCAGGAAGACCCCAGCAUGGACUCCCACGUGGACGAGGACGGCUUCGAGAAGGACCCCUUCCCCAACAGCAGCACAGCCGCCAAGUCGUUCGAGGACCUCACGGACCGGCCCGUCACCAGAAGCGACAAGGCCGCCUCCUUCAAGCUGCAGCGCCAGAACCGUGUCGACAGCAAAGAAACGGAAUGUUAACCCGGGCCACGCCUGCGCGCGCUUGGCCUGCUGUGCAAAGUAUUUUUGUAGAUUUGACCUAAAAUCACUGCAUUUAUUUUGUGAAGAUUUGGGAGCGAGAAGGAAGUGACUUCACAGCAGAUGGUGGCCGCGCUGGGGACGUCCCCCGGGCACCCGGCGCUGUGCCGAGCCCCUGGCCCGGGAGGCGGUGAGGCGGAUCUAGCUUAUUUUGAGGCUUUCAGGUUUUAGUUGUUUUUUUUGAUGUUAAAAAUAUCCUUCAACCUGUGGUGCAGAAGCAGAAAAUACAGCUGGGUUAGGUCAUAAAUAUUUACAUUUUUGUAAAUUAACCUUUUAUAUUGGUAACAGCACCCAUUAGGGAGACCAAUUAUUUUUUUAAUUCACUGUAGAAUCCACUGAAAGGCAGUUCGCUCCGCCUGAGGACAACUGCCACAGAAUUCCCCCCCCCACCCCCCAACUGAAGACAAAGGAGAUAAAACCAGGUGGUCUCCAAGAGGCUGGUCAUUCCUAAGGUUAAUACUUUAAUCAAUCAAACAAGCCCGCGUGCAUGAGGCUCUCAGGGCAGUCACCACCGCCGCGCGCCCCCAAAGGCUCUCACUAACCGGAACUGCUCCCGCGAGGUACGGUUGCUCCUUCGGACACCAGCGGGGGAAGGGGGCGUGAGGCAUGUCUCUCCGGAAGGCCAGGUGGGUCCCAACAGGCUGUGCUGCGGCCGAGAACUGGAUCCUCCUGCGUCAUCCCCUGCAGGGGGAGGGUCGCGUCACGUCAGCGCCGGGCGUCUGCUAAAACCUUCAUCGCAUUGAAUUCUGCUUUCCCUAAAGUGGAAACCAACCCCCGCCUUGUGCUCAUCAGCCAACAUCUUUAACUGAGAACCUGUCAGCCGAGGGCAACUAACCAAACCUGUGACGCGUUUCCUCUAAGGACGCCCGGUCCGCAGAGGCCUGUUACACUAAUACUUGAAACUUGUACCUUGUGGUGUUUGCUGGCUCGUGGCUGGUCAGGAGAGGCUUCCUUACACUCUCGGAAUCUGCUACUGGUGAGCGGGGCGCGUGUGUGUGAGUGAAGUGAUCCCGGACGAAUGUUAAGAACCUUUUUAUAAAAUUGUGACUUUUUAAACAAAACUGUCUUUACCUUCUUUCCACGUGCAGAAUGAGCAAGCGGCUCGCGCGGGGUCUUUACAGCCGCGGCACUGAGGGCAGCUGCAGCGCGCGCUAAACGGUCAAUAUCAAAACAAGCAGCCGAGGUCCAGAGCGUCCCAGGGCAGGACUAACGCGUUUAUUACUC
Talpa occidentalis (Iberian mole) is the source of this 3765-nucleotide messenger RNA. RefSeq names its product ADAM metallopeptidase domain 17 (gene ADAM17). Gene Ontology annotation, biological process: Notch signaling pathway; membrane protein ectodomain proteolysis. Gene Ontology annotation, molecular function: metalloendopeptidase activity. Lineage: Eukaryota; Metazoa; Chordata; Mammalia; Eulipotyphla; Talpidae. The record is from RefSeq and is a predicted model, not a curated record. Gene Ontology annotation, cellular component: plasma membrane.